This is a messenger RNA of Triplophysa dalaica, 6062 nucleotides long. RefSeq names its product mitogen-activated protein kinase kinase kinase 1, E3 ubiquitin protein ligase (gene map3k1). NCBI's taxonomy places the organism in Eukaryota, Metazoa, Chordata, Actinopteri, Cypriniformes, Nemacheilidae. Gene Ontology annotation, biological process: protein phosphorylation. The transcript has 20 exons. The coding region runs from base 12 to 4379 and encodes 1455 amino acids. Gene Ontology annotation, molecular function: protein serine/threonine kinase activity; zinc ion binding; ATP binding. Gene Ontology annotation, cellular component: cytoplasm. The record is from RefSeq and is a predicted model, not a curated record.
CAGGACAGAAAAUGGCGACGGCGGAGAGCCGGACGUCGUCGUUAGGCGGAAUAUUAGACUCGAAUAACGGACCAAACGUCGGGAUCGGAUCUCAGGGAAGUUUCAGCGGCUACGGACCUGCUCACAGCAGCGGGAAAACGAGGAGAAGCGCGGGGGAGAACUCUGAGUGGAGGCGGAAGGUGAAAAGUGUUGAUCUGGAUACAUGUGAGAGCGGGACCGCCGCGGAGGCAUCGGGCUCGAGCGCGUUUCUACGGCAGAGUCUCACAGAGUCUCACAGAAGCAGCGAUCAUCUGUCCGAUAGCGCUCAGGAAUGGAUGAAAAGGUCUUUAAGGAUCAGUUCUGCUGAGUCUCCGAGCCCUGGACAUGCUACUGUGGACCUGAACAUAGCACACAACAGCCGGGACAUGGACAGCAGGGAGACCCUGCGUGGGCUACAGAAGAUGGAGGACCGGCCUGAAGAGCGCUUGAUCCGAGAGAAGCUCAAGGCCACCUGUAUGCCCACCUGGAAAAGCGAAUGGCUGGAGAGACGUAGCAGGAGAGGGCCGAUGGUAGUGAAGCCCAUUCCUUUGAGAGCAGACGGCACUGAGUCCAGAAGCGACAGUCAAAGCUCGUCAUCGUCUCAGAGCAAAGCUCAUCGUAGCCCUUCUCCUGGCCCUUCCUCUUCCUCCUCCUCCUCGUCCACUAAGAACGCAGGAAAGCCUGAUUCUCCUGGUGUGCGCAGACGGAGGGCGUCUCCGGUGCCUAGCGGAAGGGUGACGCCCCCUCGGAGAGCCCCCUCCCCUGAUGGAUUUUCUCCAUACAGUCCGGAGGAGACCAACCGCAGGGUCAACAAGGUCAUGAGGGCCCGUCUCUACCUGCUGCAGCAAAUCGGGCCGAAUUCCUUUCUGAUUGGUGGAGACAGUCCUGAUAACAAAUUCCGGGUGUUCAUCGGUCCGCAGACGUGCAGCUGCGGCAGAGGAACGUUCUGCAUCCACGUGCUCUUCGUCAUGCUCCGCGUCUUCCAGCUGGAGCCGUCUGAUCCUCUGCUCUGGAGAAAGACCCUCAAGAACUUUGAGGUGGAGAGCUUGUUUCAGAAGUAUCACAGUCGCCGCAGCUCGCGCAUCAAAGCACCCUCUCGUAGCACCAUCCAGAAGUUUGUGUCACGGAUGUCCAACUCGCACACGUCGUGUACCUCCAGCACCUCCCCAUCCAGCAAUGAAAGCAGUGUGAAGGAUGAGGAGGAACAGAUGUGUCCCAUCUGUCUGCUGGACAUGCUGGAUGAAGAGAGUCUGACUAUAUGUGAGGAGGGCUGCAGAAAUAAACUCCACCAUCACUGCAUGUCCAUAUGGGCAGAGGAGUGCCGGAGAAAUCACGAUUCUUUAAUCUGCCCUCUGUGCAGAGCCAAGUGGAAAUCUCAUGAUUUUUACAGUUAUGAGCCAUCAUCUACUGUGGACAGCACGAGUCGCUCUCAAAGCCAAACAACCCCAUCGUCCUCUUCUUCAUCCGUACACGCCGAGAGCCCGAGAGCGCUUCAGGACGCCGAUUUCUCUCUUCCACAGUAUGGAGCACAGCACAUCCCUCAGACAUACGCUGAACUCGCCGAACCCUGGAUCAAGGUCUUUGGUUUGGAGCUGGUGGGCUGUCUGUUUUCCCGGAACUGGAACAUCAGAGAGAUGGCUCUCCGGCGACUGUCACAUGACGUGAGCGGUGCUCUCCUGCUGGCUAACGGCGAGCGCUCUGUGGCCGGGGCGUCUGCCAGCUCGGGAGUGGGCACAGCCACUGGAGACGUGUCUGGAGAUGUGUUGGUGGAGUGCUGUUGUAGUGUGCUCUCUAUGGUCUGCGCAGACCCCGUCUACAAAGUCUACGUCGCAGCACUGAAAACCCUGAGAGCGAUGCUGGUCUACACCCCCUGUCACUCCAUGACAGAGCGGACUCAACUGCAGCAGCUACUGCGGCCCGUAGUAGAAACCAUACUGGUGAAAUGUGCCGAUGCAAACAGUCGUACGAGUCAGCUGUCUGUGUCCACUCUACUGGAGCUGUGUAAGGGUCAGAUGGGUGAACUCGCUGUGGGCAGAGAAAUCCUUAAAGCAGGCUCUAUUGGCAUUAGUGGAGUGGAUUAUGUGCUGAACUGCAUCCUGGGAUCUAAAACGGAGGCCAGUAACUGGCAGGCGCUGCUGGGAAGACUGUGUCUGAUCGACAGGCUCUUACUGGAGUUUCCUGCUGAAUUCUACCCUCAUAUCGUGUCAGGUGGAGAUUGCAACCAGGCUCAAAAUGUUGUGGAAAGGUACCAGAAGCUGCUGCCUCUUCUCCGUUUUGCACUGCAGUCCAUUGAUAACUCUCACUCCAUGGUGGGUAAGCUUUCCCGCCGCAUCUUCCUGAGCGCUGCACGCAUGGUGACUCGCGUCCCUCACAUCUUUGUUAAGCUACUGGACAUGCUCAACGUCACCAGCUCAACUCACUACGCCCGCAUGCGUCGUCGUCUCUUGGCCAUCGCUGAGGAGAUGGACAUCAUUGACGCCAUCCACAUGGGUGUGGAAGAGCUCCAGAGUGGGAGCGGUUUGCACUCGGAAGCCUUCCUGGAACCAACAGCCCCUCAUAACUCCCCGUGCACUACUGAAAGAAACUCUCCCACCCACGGCCUGCAGCAGACCUCUGCCAAGGUGCCGUGUCCGGGUCAAGCCAGUUCGAAUCCUGUGAACGAUGUGACGGAGAGACUCUCAACCAUUGCCACAAGCACUGUCGAAUUUGCAAAGCCCCCCGUUCAGGCCCGUAACAGACCCCGUAGUCAAUGUUUGAAUUCCCCGUCAUCCAGUCAACCUCCCAGCCUUCCCUCUGUGUCCACGGCCUCCGCCUUCCCUCCAGACAGCCCCAAAGCCCUGCCACAUAACUUCAUGGCCAGCAAACUCGCCCAGUCCUCUCCAGGAACCCAACGUAAGUCGCUUCUGCAGAUGGGAAUGGGAGGAGCUGGGUGUAUCGGUAAGGACCCGGAGAAGAUGCCAACACCUCAGUUUUCCCAAGCUCGGCCCCUGCCCUCGAAUCAGAUCCACUGGCCCAAACCGUCUCGACCGGCUUCAAAAUCUGACGGAGCUAAAGCUUUAAGUACUGCCUCAAAGAGCAACAUGAGACUGGACCUUCAGGAGGAUCCGGGCCGCUGUGGAGUGUCUGCUUUUAUCCCCAGCAAGGAUGCCGUUUUCACUCCUGUGGAGGAGAAAUUCUGCGGCCUCGACGCUUCGGCCGAGCUCAAUUCCAGCAUGGAGGACCUGUUAGAAGCCUCCAUGCCCGCCGCCGAUGCCACGGUCACCUUCCAGUCGGAAGUGGCCGUGCUGUCGACUGAGCAAGUAAGUGCCGUCGAUGACGCAUACAGCGAGGAUGUGACCCAGAACAAUAAGUGCAAGGAGAAGAUGGAAGCGGAAGAGGAGGAGGCCCUGGCUGUUGUCAUGGCAAUGUCGGAGUCACAGGAUGCUCUGCCCGUUAUCCCGCAGUUACAGGUGGAGAAAGGAGAGGACGUGAUCAUUAUUCAGGUGGAUACGCCAGAGACUCUUCCUGGUCAUACCAAAGCAAAGCAGCCAUAUAAGGAGGGUGUGGAGUGGCUGAAGGGUCAGCAGAUUGGCCUGGGUGCCUUCUCUUCAUGUUAUCAGGCUCAGGAUGUGGGAACUGGAACUCUAAUGGCUGUUAAACAGGUGACGUAUGUUAGGAACACCUCUUCAGAGCAGGAGGAGGUGGUGGAGGCCCUGCGGGAGGAGAUUCGGAUGAUGGGUCUCCUCUACCAUCCAAACAUCAUCCGAAUGCUCGGGGCAACCUGCGAGAAGAACAACUACAACCUGUUUGUGGAGUGGAUGGCAGGUGGCUCUGUAUCUCAUCUGUUAAAUAAGUACGGUGCCUUUAAAGAGGCCGUGACCAUCAACUACACAGACCAGCUUCUGCGAGGUCUCGCUUACCUCCACGAGAACCAGAUCAUCCACCGCGACAUCAAGGGUGCGAAUCUGCUGAUUGACAGCACAGGCCAGAGGUUACGCAUCGCUGAUUUCGGGGCGGCGGCUCGUCUGGCUUUUAAAGGCACGGGUGCGGGCGAGUUUCAGGGACAGCUGCUGGGAACCAUCGCCUUCAUGGCUCCUGAGGUGUUGAGAGGGCAGCAGUACGGCCGUAGCUGUGAUGUCUGGAGCGUUGGCUGUGCUAUCAUUGAGAUGUCCUGUGCUAAACCUCCCUGGAAUGCUGAGAAACACUCCAACCACCUGGCACUCAUAUUCAAGAUUGCCAGUGCCACCACAGCCCCCAGUAUCCCACCUCACGUGUCUCCAGGUCUGCGGGACGUCACCCUGAGAUGCCUCGAACUGCAGCCCUCCGAAAGGCCGCCCUCCAGAGACCUUCUGAAGCACCCCGUCUUCCGCCACAGCUGGUAGAUCUCACCUGGAGCAGCCACACGUCAAAAACUACUGACGGUCGAGUCUGACCUGUGCCUUGUACUGCUGUCAUGUGUCUCUUUCUCUCACAGAUGUUAAACAGACCCCUGAAUGCUCUCCUUAUACCUAAGUGCCGUGUCUCUGUUUUCCUGCUGAUGAGCGUGUGUGAAACGAGAGAAAAGAGGGUUGACUGGUUUGUUACGGUGGCUCAUCUGUUUAAUGCACUCACACUGAACGCGUUGAGCAUCACGCUUCCUUUUAUACCUUGAAUGUGUCGUGCAGAAACUAAACUCUGCUAGUUGAACUAGCUUUAGGCUGAAUGUGAAUGCUUGCGACGAUGAUAUAUUUGACUUUUUAAACCUGUAUAAAUGUCUGGUUUUAACCGUUUAAACUCACAUGGGAACCUGGUUUUGUCGAUUUCUACGUUGAAAAGUCACGUCUCACUGGAACAUCGUGACUCGUUUGGUCAUAUUGGAUGUUGAUUCAUGGUUAACGUUGAUAUAUUUUCUUUCUGUUUGGUGCUGUUCUGUUCACUUUCAUGGCUGUUUGUAAAUGUUUCGAUUCAACAUUUAAGGACAAGUCAGGGCGUGUUAUAAAGGUUUGGUGACCUGGAGAUGUUUAGUUUACUUCCAGGUAUUAUAAGUACAUGCUGUUAAACAUUUCGGUGGAGGGGUGGUAUUUUAGCUUAUGUGUUUGUUGCCUCAAUGUUCAGAAAUGACAGGUGAAUGAACUCUAGCUCUUCAAGCGUUUUUGCGGUUUAGAUUCCUCAAAAAUCCAAGCGUGGAAACAAAUAGAAAUCAAGUGGUCAAUUUAAUGGGGCUUUCAUCAUGAGGACAUUCAAAUGUGACAAAAUAUGAUGUUUUAGAAAGAAUUUUAUUUAAUGCAAAACCUUCUACUUUAUGUGGAAUUCAAGCUUGAAGAGUUAAGGUGUAAAUAAAUGUCGGUAGCUAAAUCUGUUUAUUUCUUUUAACCACGCUCUUCUUCAUAAAUGAGUAUUUUGUUUUUCCGAAUCGGGUGUAUCUUUCUUUCAUUUGACUUUUUCUAUGUCUUUACGAAAGCUUUAAAGUUAUGCACUCUGUCUUUUAUAUACUGGAACGUUUCAGUUAAAAUGGUAAAUCUAAUCAGUAUUACUUGAGUCAUGUUUUUUUUUCUUCUUUUUUCCUCAAUCAGCUUUUUGGUCGCUGUAUAUUUGUAUUGGACGCCUCUUGUUUGUUAUUUCACAGGCUUAUUGAUUUGGGCUGAAUGAACUCAUGUCAAAUGAUGCUGUUUCUUGUCUUUUGGUACUUUUUGAUGUGAAGAUCGUCUAUUGCUGUUUUAUUCCAGUCUUUUCUACCUCAGGUGUCCUAUAGAAUUUUCUUCUACCAAAGUUCACUUUCUCAAUAUAUAUAUAUAUAAAUAAUUAUAUAUAUAGAAAUAUAUUCUUUUAUUAUAAUUUUUUAUUUCUUUCUCUUUUUUUUCUGAAAGAUCUCCAGGGCUUAAGGGCUAACUUAUAUUAGCACCUUUUACUGUGCAAAUAAAUCUCUGGGUUCAGCUAAAGAGAGGUGAAUUGGCUAAAGCUGUAUCUUUUAAUCUCGUGUAGCUUUCGUCAAAAUGUUUUAAUAGGUUUUUACCCCAUAUGAAGCAUUUUAUAAUGAGAUCUACCUAUUUUGGUCUUUAUAGCAAAUAAAACGUAUAGUCAAUGAC